UUCACUGCGCGUAUCCAAUCAUAACGAUGGGCGGGAUCAUACAGCCCUAGUUCAGUCAGUCCUUAAAUACUGCAGCAACUCCACAGACGACUUACUGAUUUCUUCUACGUUUUGAGGAAAGACGUUUUAAGAACAAUAUGUCUGGAAGAGGCAAAACCGGAGGAAAAGCCCGCGCCAAGGCUAAGACUCGCAGCUCCCGCGCUGGCCUGCAAUUUCCCGUCGGCCGUGUACAUCGUCUCCUGCGAAAAGGCAACUACGCUGAGAGGGUAGGUGCUGGUGCUCCUGUCUAUCUAGCUGCAGUUCUUGAGUAUCUCACCGCUGAGAUCCUCGAGUUGGCGGGAAACGCUGCAAGAGACAACAAGAAGACUCGUAUCAUUCCUCGCCAUCUUCAGCUGGCUGUACGUAACGAUGAAGAGCUGAACAAACUGCUCGGUGGAGUUACCAUCGCCCAGGGAGGUGUUCUUCCCAACAUCCAGGCCGUGCUGCUGCCCAAGAAAACUGGCCAGGCUGUCCCCAGCUCCGGCAAAUCGGGAAAGAAGGGUUCUUCCCAGUCACAGGAGUAUUAAAACUACGCUGAACUGAGUUAACUCACCCAAAGGCCCUUUUAAGGGCCACCAAUUAUUCUGAAAGGGGCAGAUUCCAUGUGUCUGAACUGUGGUUGUAGUCUGUAUCGAGACUUUUUGCAUAUUAAACGGUCUUUUUUUUUUA
Onychostoma macrolepis is the source of this 708-nucleotide messenger RNA. RefSeq names its product histone H2AX. Bases 138 to 566 code for a protein of 142 amino acids. NCBI's taxonomy places the organism in Eukaryota, Metazoa, Chordata, Actinopteri, Cypriniformes, Cyprinidae. Gene Ontology annotation, molecular function: structural constituent of chromatin; protein heterodimerization activity; DNA binding. The record is from RefSeq and is a predicted model, not a curated record. The transcript has a single exon. Gene Ontology annotation, cellular component: nucleosome.